AGUUUCAAUUGUGUAUUUACAGUGUUUGACAUACGUGUCAGGUGUGUGUCAAAUAAUUUCAUAAUAAGCAAUAUAAAAAAAUGCUCCAAAUUUCAACAUAAUUUAAUUUCUCAAUCCUCAUAUUUGUGUUAAAUUUUAUAUAAAAAAUAUAAUUAAUAUUGAUAUUAAUUUAUCAAUAAAAAUUAAUAAAAACAUUUAUGUAUGAUGCAAGAUAAAAUAAAUAUGAACCCAAAAAUAUAAUCGGGGGUAUACGAGACUGGUGUGUUGGACCAAUCCAGAAUUGACGAGAUUGAAUCGAGAAUUUUCUUUUCUCAAUUUCACUGUAUUUAAUUCAAUGUUAUAAACGUGGGCCAAUGAGAUUGAGCCAACUGAUGUCAAGGCAACCAAUGAAAUUUAUCUGAUACUUUUGUGUUAUUUUACAUCGACCAAUCACGAUGAGACACGACGAUGUUGUUUCGUUAAUAUGCCGGCCGCCAAGUUACCAUCAUCGUCAGUCACUCAACAAACGCUAAACUAGUUAAAUUAUAUUGUGAAACGUGGUCAUUUUCACUGUGAUAUUUUGCAGUUAUUCUGCUUGAUUUUUUAAAUUGAUAAAGUGUUUAGAAAAAAAUUCAAUAUGAAGGGAGCAUUGGCUCUGAUGAUAAUUGGAUUUGUUGCCGUUUUGGCAACUGCCAACGAAGAAAAGAAAAAGGAGGACAUUGGAACUGUCAUUGGUAUUGAUUUAGGAACAACAUACUCAUGUGUUGGUGUAUAUAAAAAUGGACGUGUUGAAAUAAUUGCUAAUGAUCAGGGUAAUCGUAUUACUCCAUCAUACGUAGCAUUUACACCAGAUGGUGAACGUUUAAUUGGUGAUGCAGCUAAAAAUCAAUUGACAUCAAAUCCAGAAAAUACAAUUUUUGAUGCUAAACGUUUGAUUGGUCGUGAUUGGUCUGAUGCAACAGUUCAACAUGAUAUCAAAUUUUUCCCAUUCAAAAGUGUUGAAAAAAAUGGUAAGCCACAUAUUGAGGUCAAAACAAAAGAUGGUAAUAAAGUAUUUGCACCUGAAGAAGUUAGUGCAAUGGUAUUAUUAAAAAUGAAAGAAACAGCUGAAGCAUAUUUGGGUAAACCAGUAACUCAUGCAGUUGUAACAGUACCAGCUUAUUUCAAUGAUGCUCAACGUCAAGCAACAAAAGAUGCUGGUACUAUUUCUGGUCUUCAUGUUAUGAGAAUUAUUAAUGAACCAACAGCAGCAGCAAUUGCAUAUGGUCUUGAUAAAAAAGAUGGUGAAAAAAAUAUUCUUGUAUUUGAUCUUGGUGGUGGUACAUUUGAUGUUAGUCUUUUGACAAUUGAUAAUGGUGUAUUUGAAGUUGUAUCAACAAAUGGUGAUACUCAUCUUGGUGGUGAAGAUUUUGAUCAACGUGUUAUGGAUCAUUUCAUUAAAUUAUACAAAAAGAAAAAGGGUAAAGAUGUCAGAAAAGAUCAACGUGCUGUACAAAAACUUCGUCGUGAAGUUGAAAAAGCAAAGAGAGCACUUAGUGCAAGUCAUCAAGUUAAAAUUGAAAUUGAAUCAUUCUUUGAAGGUGAAGAUUUUUCAGAAACAUUAACACGUGCUAAAUUUGAAGAAUUAAAUAUGGAUUUAUUCCGUUCAACAAUGAAACCAGUACAAAAAGUACUUGAAGAUGCUGAUAUGAAGAAAAAAGAUGUUGAUGAAAUUGUACUUGUUGGUGGUUCAACACGUAUUCCAAAAGUUCAACAAUUAGUUAAAGAAUUCUUUGAUGGUAAAGAACCAUCACGUGGUAUUAAUCCUGAUGAAGCUGUUGCUUAUGGUGCUGCUGUACAAGCUGGUGUAUUAUCUGGUGAACAAGAUACAGAUGCAAUUGUACUUCUUGAUGUUAAUCCACUUACUAUGGGUAUUGAAACAGUUGGUGGUGUUAUGACAAAAUUAAUUCCAAGAAAUACUGUUAUUCCAACUAAAAAAUCACAAAUAUUUUCAACUGCAUCUGACAAUCAACACACUGUUACAAUUCAAGUAUAUGAAGGUGAACGUCCAAUGACCAAAGAUAAUCAUCCACUUGGUAAAUUUGAUUUAACUGGUAUUCCACCAGCACCAAGAGGCAUUCCACAAAUUGAAGUUACAUUUGAAAUUGAUGCCAAUGGUAUUCUUCAAGUAUCUGCUGAAGACAAAGGUACUGGUAAUCGUGAAAAAAUUGUCAUUACCAAUGAUCAAAAUAGAUUGACACCAGAUGACAUUGAAAGAAUGAUGAAAGAUGCUGAGAAAUUCGCUGAUGAAGAUAAAAAACUCAAAGAACGUGUUGAAUCACGUAUUGAGCUUGAAUCAUAUGCUUACUCAUUAAAAAAUCAAUUGAGUGACAAAGAAAAACUUGGUUCUAAAAUAAGUGAUGAAGAUAAAGCAAAGAUGGAAGAAGCUAUUGAUGAAAAAAUUAAAUGGCUCGAAGAAAAUCAAGAUACUGAUUCUGAAGAAUAUAAAAAACAAAAGAAAGAACUUUCAGAUAUUGUUCAGCCAAUUAUUUCAAAACUUUACCAAAACAGUGGUGGUCCACCACCAACGGGAGGUGAAGAAGAUGAUCUCAAAGAAGAAUUAUAAAUUAUAGACGAUUAAAUAAUUUUUUUUUUUUUUUUUUAUAUGUUUAAUUUAACUCAACGAAAAAAAAAUAAAAAGAAGAAAAAAAAAAAAAAAAAGUUCGUCUAGUAACCCAGACUGAAUUAUAUUAAAUAUAAUAAAUAAUUAAAAAAAAAAAAAAGCUUCCACAGGUGUCGAAUACCAAGUUACUUGGUACUUUGUCUUGUUGGAUAUAUAUAUAUUUUUUUUUUUCCUCGAAGAAGAGAUUGGACUUGUGAAAUUAAAUUUCACAUUUUCUUCUCGAGGAAAAAAAAAAAAAAAAAAAAAACAAGAAAGGCAAUUUAAUAGGGUCAGAAAAAAAAUAAAUUUGGAGCAUGGAGAGAUAAUCAUUUGUAUGAAAUGUCACACAUACAAAUUGUUAUUUUUUUUCGUUUUCAAAUAGAUACAUUUGUGACGUUAUCUUAAUUUAUUAUUAAUUGUUUUAUAACGAAUUUCAUAAUGUGUAAUUACAAGUUUUUAUUUUGUUUUUUUUUUCGUUUUUUUUUUUUUAUUUGAUGCUCGAUAAAAAAAUUAAAUAACUAUCAUUGUCUGAGCAGGUGAAAACAAGUUUAGAUCCAAUCAAUUCGAGAAUAUAUUAUACGUACAUUUGUAUGCCUGAAUGAAUGAAACAUGUGUGUGUUGUGCGACAUGUAUUAG
Messenger RNA from Aphidius gifuensis, 3256 nucleotides. It is a transcript of the gene Hsc70-3, whose product is annotated as endoplasmic reticulum chaperone BiP. Gene Ontology annotation, cellular component: nucleus; endoplasmic reticulum chaperone complex; membrane. Gene Ontology annotation, molecular function: ATP-dependent protein folding chaperone; ATP binding; misfolded protein binding. The transcript is spliced from 3 exons. The coding region runs from base 617 to 2584 and encodes 655 amino acids. Lineage: Eukaryota; Metazoa; Arthropoda; Insecta; Hymenoptera; Braconidae. Gene Ontology annotation, biological process: cellular response to unfolded protein; endoplasmic reticulum unfolded protein response; protein refolding. The record is from RefSeq and is a predicted model, not a curated record.